Messenger RNA from Ostrinia nubilalis (European corn borer), 2418 nucleotides. RefSeq lists its product as uncharacterized. The transcript is spliced from 6 exons. NCBI's taxonomy places the organism in Eukaryota, Metazoa, Arthropoda, Insecta, Lepidoptera, Crambidae. Gene Ontology annotation, cellular component: rough endoplasmic reticulum membrane; nuclear membrane. Gene Ontology annotation, biological process: chemotaxis; neuronal signal transduction. The record is from RefSeq and is a predicted model, not a curated record. Gene Ontology annotation, molecular function: microtubule binding. The coding region runs from base 1 to 1242 and encodes 413 amino acids.
AUGCGCUUCGCGUUCGAGGCGCCGCGGCGCGGCUCGCACCUGCCGCCGCUGGCCGCCGCCAACCCGGUGCUGGUGGGGCGCGCGCGCCGCGUCGGCGUCAUCCGCCCGAUGCCCGCGCCCGCCGUGCGCUCGCCGGAGCCGCAGCCCGUCGUGGAGUUCGACCGGAAGGUCACGUCGCCGCCGCCGCCGACGCCGCGGCUCGCGUCCCCGCCGCCGGAGCCCGAUCCGACGCCGCAGCCCCGACCCGAGAGGAGGGAACCCCCGCCCGCGGCGAUGGUGGAACCGAUCCCGCGCUCCCCGCCCGAGACCGCGGACGUGAUCCGCCCCGAAUCCCCCGCGGACCGCGAGCCCGAGAUCGUCGAAACGAGACCGAAGGCCGAGCGACCGCUGACCAACGGAUUCGCCGAACCGAGGCCGAUCCCCGAGGAGCCCGUGUCGCGUCUCGGCGGCGCCGACAUCGAGCGCGCCUGGAACGGCUCCAGCGAGAAAAGAAUGGAGCCCAGGGAGAAGAAGCCCGCGGAGACGAAGGAGGCGAAGGGCGGCGCGGCGCCGUGGGCGGGCGGCAGCCCCGGGCCCGCGCGCCGCCCGCGCGCGCCGCCGCCCGCCGCCACCUCCAUCGUGUUCAACUUCUCCGACCGCAAGGAGGUGCCCGACUACAUCGAGAACGACGGAAUCAUCCUCCGCGGCAGCCGGAGGAACAAAAUCAAGGCCGGCGAGCCGGGCGUGGUGGUGCUGAACCCGGAGGCGCUGGCGGCGGCGUCGGACGAGGAGUGCGAGUGCGACGGGCCGCCCUCGCCCUGCGCCGUGCGCUUCGUCAACGACAACGUGCUCAUCAACGGCCGCUCCUCCAUGCCGCCGCGCCCCAACCGCGACCGCAUCGCCAAGCUGAAGCUCCAGUUCGACGACUCGCUGACGUGCACAUUUGAGUACCCAUCCGAGACGUCCCUGUGCGAAGAACCCGAGGACGCGGCGCACGCCGGCCAGCCCACGCACGCCUCGCUCACCUCCAACACGCAUAUAGUGUCGGCGGCGCUGGCGCGGUACACGCCGCACAAGACCGUGGCCGACGCCUUCCAGCUCGGCGUCACCAGGCACUCCAGCGCACCAGCCCCGGAGGCGGUGAGCAACGGCAACGGCGCGGCGGCCGACGACGACGACGCGGGCGACGCGCGGCCCUGCCAGCCAGCCAGCGCGCGCUCGUGGAGCGAGGCGCGCACGCUCACCACCGACCUGCUGUUCUAGCGCGAGGUCAGCGCAGUCCCCCGAGCGUGACCCGCGCGAGCAGCGACUACCGCCAUUGGAACGGACUAUUGGACACUGCUCAAAUUAUACAGUCCCCAUUUAGAGUAAGGAGAUUUACAUAUGAAUCGACCUAUCAGCCUGAUACCUAAAUUUUGUAAAGGUUUUGCAAUUUUUUAAACAAAUGCAACAUAUUUUUGGAAACUUUUCCGAUUUGUGACAUUAUUGUAUUGUAGAUGCAUUUUGUAGAAGUAUGUACUUAACUGCGAUUACUUAACGUGGAUAUGAUGUAAAAAUUGACUGGCUUUGUUAUGAAUGUGGGCGUAUACAGAAACUUGCUUAAAUUCGUUCCUUCUGACUUUUGAACAUGAGUAAACUUAGUGCCUGGCCUUAUGAUGCACGGACUCAUCUCUAUCGACAAAUCUGGUCCAUUUUCUCAUAGAAAGGUCCGUUCACAUUCAUAGGAAAGUCGCUCGCAAUGUAAUUUAAAAUUUUUGACUAUUUUAUUUAAUGUACUGAUAUUUCCUGUCAUAUCCGCAGACUAACGAAGCUCGACUGAUUAGCUGAUAAAUUGAUAACAUAACUUUUGAUAAUGUUUUAGCACUUGACUCGAUAGACGAUAGACGAAAAACGUGAUACUAUAUACUCAUUCCCCAAAUCAUUCCUAUAUGGCAAUUAAGUGAAUUAUGUGUUUUGGUAUACUUUAUAAAUGAAGUAUGACAACAUUGACAACAAGGCUGAGCAUGUGUGAGCUCAUUGAAGCCCUGAAGGCGUGUAGCCUCGUAAAGAUAGAAUAGUUGUAUAUGUUAUUUUAUAUGUUGCGCGCAGGUGCGCUAUAAUCUAUGGAAACUGGAUUUUCAUUCAUAAUAAUUUAUUGGAAACGUUUGUUUUGUAUUAUACAGGAAGCCAAUGUUGAAAACGACACGUGUGCGAAAGAGAGUGCUCUACAAGUUAAUAAUUAAUUUUGUACAGUGCCCUCUCUUUCAACAUUACACAAAAUAAUAAUGGGUUAUAUUCACUCAAAUAGGUAGGUUUUAGUGAUCCUGACACGCUUGCUUUGAGUGUGAAGCGUUCCGCGUAGUUAUUAAUGUUGUGCUAAGUGGCUGCCUCCCUCGCGGACGGCCCGCGCUGCGAGCGGGGCCCGGGCGAGGCGGCCGUGGGGCCCGCGGGGCCCGGGCG